AUGGGAACAAAUUUGGAGUUGACAGAUACAGAUGAGGGAGUUCGCGAAUCGAGAGUAGAUGAAAAGCUUGGCGACCCUUUGGUGUCGUUUGUUUGUUGCGUUUGCGGGAUAAGCUUCAAGUGCCACUACGGGAGGGUUUCUGUAAGCGGAAUGACGUAUAGUUAUCGAUAUCGUGAGGAAGUCUAUUAUCUAAUGGACCCAUUCAGGAAUCGUACCAAAGUUGAUGAGAGGAGAGUAACUUCUGAUGAGAAAACUACUCGGCGUGAAGGCAAAACAAAUAAUGGUCUCAGUAUCUUAGAUUUUGUCGUCGUUGGGUCGUUGUGCACAAUAUGUGGACAACCUGUUUGCGUCGACGAAGUUUGUGGCGUUUUUUAUGCGAAAACUUAUUGCUCAAAUUGCAUUAAUAAACACGAAGUCCACUUCCCGAAGGAACUUGUUCAGAAGCUCCAGUCAGCGCGUACGGCCCGACAGAAACGAGAGGCAGAAAAAGUGGGUCCUCUUGUCAUGGCAGAUGAAGAUAAGAAUCGGUAG
This is a messenger RNA of Enterobius vermicularis (human pinworm), 531 nucleotides long. Lineage: Eukaryota; Metazoa; Nematoda; Chromadorea; Rhabditida; Oxyuridae. The record is from the annotation of a GenBank genome assembly.